Molecule: messenger RNA, 1545 nt
Organism: Elephantulus edwardii (Cape elephant shrew)
Lineage: Eukaryota; Metazoa; Chordata; Mammalia; Macroscelidea; Macroscelididae
Gene: ZNF454
Product: zinc finger protein 454
Exons: 4
Coding region: 1-1545 (514 amino acids)
Biological process (GO): regulation of transcription by RNA polymerase II
Cellular component (GO): nucleus
Molecular function (GO): RNA polymerase II cis-regulatory region sequence-specific DNA binding; DNA-binding transcription factor activity, RNA polymerase II-specific
Source: RefSeq, a predicted model, not a curated record
AUGGCUGUCAGACACCUCUCAGUUAUGGUGCAGGAAUCAGUAACGUUCAAGGAUGUGGCUGUACUCUUCAGCCAAGAUGAGUGGGGGCACCUGAACCCUGCCCAGAGAGCCUUGUAUAGGGACGUGAUGCUGGAGAACUACAGCAACUUGGUCUCACUAGGAUCUUUAGGACCCAAACCAGAUAUAUUUUCCCAGAUGAGAAAAGGGGAAGAAGAAUGGAUAAUGGAGGAUGCCUCAGGAGAUUCGUAUCUUGACUGGAUGACUGCACCUGAGUUGGAUCAAUGGAAGAUAAAAGAAGGAUUCACUCAAGAUUGUGGUUGGAAAUGUGAUAGCCUGUUAGAAGAGCAGCACAGAGACCAGGAGAUAAAUUUGCCACAAGUGGCAGUCACUCACCAGAAGACCCUGUCUGAAGCGGGUGCCCGGGAAUAUAAUGAAUCUAGAAAGGACUGCAUCAUGAGCUCAUCUUCUACUCCAAGUCAAAGAGUUCAAUCUAGCAAAAAAGCCUUUGAGUGUAAUGAAUGUGGGAAAGCCUUUUCAAAGAAAUCAACACUUAAAACACACCACAAAAUUCACACUAGAAAUCCUAAUGAAAAUAUAAAACCUCCUAUGAAAGAAAAACGGUAUGAAUGUAGAGAAUGUGGGAAAGCCUUUCACCAGAGUACCCACCUUAUUCAUCACCAAAGAAUUCACACUGGUGAAAAACCUUAUCAAUGUAAGGAAUGUGGUAAAGCCUUCUCAGUGAGCUCCUCCCUCACAUAUCAUCAGAAAAUUCAUACUGGAGAGAAGCCCUUUGAAUGCAAUUUAUGUGGAAAAGCUUUUAUCCGAAACAUACAUCUUUCUCAUCACUACAGAACACAUACUGGAGAGAAGCCUUUCAAAUGUGAUAUUUGUGAAAAAGCUUUUGUCUGCAGAGCACACCUUACUAAACACCAAAAUAUUCAUAAUGGAGAGAAACCCUAUAAAUGUCAUGAAUGUGGGAAAGCCUUUCACCAAAGUACAAGUUUUCUUCAACAUCAAAGAAUUCACACUGGAGAGAAACCCUUUGAAUGUAAUGAAUGUGGAAAAGCCUUCCGGGUGAAUUCAUCGCUUAUUGAACAUCAGAGAAUUCAUACGGGAGAGAAACCUUAUAAAUGUAAUGAAUGUGGGAAAGCUUUCAGGGAUAAUUCAUCGUUUGCUCGACAUCGGAAAAUUCAUACUGGAGUGAAGCCAUAUAGAUGUGGUUUGUGCGAUAAGGGCUUUAGGGACCAAUCAGCUCUUGGCCAACAUCAGAGAAUUCAUACGGGGGAGAAACCUUACACGUGUAAUAUAUGUGAAAAGGCCUUCAGUGACCAUUCAGCUCUUACUCAGCACAAGAGAAUACAUACCAGAGAAAAACCUUACAAGUGUAAAGUCUGUGAGAAAGCUUUUCUUCGAAGCACACACCUUACUCAGCAUCUGAGGAUUCACACAGGAGAAAAACCCUAUAAAUGUAACAAGUGUGAGAAAGCCUUUAACCAGUCAGCAAAUCUCAUUCAGCAUCAGAGACAUCAUAUUGGGGAAAAAUAG